AGGGGGCGGGAGGCGGCGGCGGAGACCCGCGGUCCGGCUGAGCGCUCGGUCCGGGAGGAGACGGCGAGGGCGGGCUGAGCGACAGCGGGGCGCACGCCCACUCCAUUAGUGGCAAACAUGUACAUCAAGCAGGUAAUAAUUCAGGGCUUUCGAAGCUACAGGGACCAAACCAUUGUGGACCCAUUCAGCUCCAAACACAAUGUCAUUGUGGGAAGAAAUGGAUCUGGAAAAAGCAACUUUUUUUAUGCAAUCCAGUUUGUCCUCAGUGAUGAGUUUAGUCAUCUUCGCCCAGAGCAGAGACUGGCUUUGUUGCAUGAAGGUACAGGUCCUCGUGUUAUUUCAGCAUUUGUGGAAAUUAUAUUUGACAAUUCGGACAACAGGUUACCGAUUGAUAAAGAGGAAGUCUCACUUCGCAGAGUCAUUGGAGCCAAGAAGGACCAAUAUUUCUUAGACAAGAAAAUGGUGACGAAAAAUGAUGUAAUGAAUCUUCUUGAAAGUGCUGGAUUUUCUCGCAGUAAUCCCUACUAUAUUGUCAAACAAGGAAAGAUCAACCAGAUGGCUACAGCUCCUGACUCUCAAAGACUGAAGUUACUGAGAGAAGUAGCUGGUACCAGAGUGUAUGAUGAACGUAAAGAGGAGAGUAUUUCACUUAUGAAAGAAACAGAGGGCAAGCGAGAGAAGAUCAACGAGUUGUUGAAAUACAUUGAAGAGCGACUGCACACACUCGAAGAGGAGAAAGAAGAGCUGGCUCAGUACCAGAAAUGGGAUAAAAUGAGGAGAGCAUUAGAAUACACCAUCUAUAAUCAAGAGCUUAAUGAAACUCGAGCUAAGCUUGAUGAGCUUUCUGCUAAACGAGAGACAAGUGGAGAGAAAUCAAGGCAGCUGAGAGAUGCACAGCAAGAUGCUAGAGAUAAAAUGGAGGAAAUAGAACGGCAAGUUCGAGAACUGAAGACAAAGAUUUCUGCAAUGAAAGAAGAGAAAGAACAACUUAGUGCUGAAAGACAAGAGCAGAUUAAGCAGAGGACUAAAUUAGAGCUGAAGGCUAAGGAUCUGCAGGAUGAAUUAGCUGGCAACAGUGAACAAAGGAAAAGACUGCUAAAAGAGAGGCAAAAGCUUCUUGAGAAAAUCGAGGAGAAGCAGAAGGAAUUGGCAGAAACAGAGCCAAAAUUUAACAGCGUAAAAGAAAAAGAAGAGAGAGGAAUUGCUAGACUUGCACAGGCUACACAAGAAAGAACAGAUCUUUAUGCAAAACAAGGUCGAGGGAGCCAGUUUACUUCCAAAGAGGAAAGGGAUAAGUGGAUAAAGAAAGAACUGAAGUCUUUAGAUCAAGCCAUCAAUGACAAGAAGCGGCAGAUUGCAGCUAUACACAAGGAUUUAGAGGAUACAGAGGCAAACAAGGAGAAAAACUUGGAACAGUACAGUAAACUGGACCAGGAUCUUAAUGAAGUGAAGGCUCGUGUUGAAGAACUGGACAGAAAAUACUAUGAAGUGAAAAAUAAAAAGGAUGAACUACAGAGUGAAAGAAAUUAUCUGUGGAGAGAAGAAAAUGCAGAACAACAAGCUCUUGCUGCGAAGAGGGAGGAUUUAGAAAAGAAACAGCAGCUUCUCAGAGCAGCAACAGGAAAGGCCAUUUUGAAUGGUAUAGACAGCAUAAACAAAGUUUUGGAGCACUUUCGUCGCAAAGGGAUAAACCAGCAUGUUCUGAAUGGCUACCAUGGCAUUGUGAUGAAUAACUUUGAGUGUGAGCCAGCUUUCUACACCUGUGUUGAAGUUACUGCAGGGAACAGGUUGUUUUAUCACAUUGUGGAUUCUGAUGAGGUCAGUACAAAGAUCCUAAUGGAAUUUAACAAAAUGAACCUUCCUGGAGAAGUUACCUUCCUCCCUCUGAACAAGCUGGAUGUUAGAGAUACUGCUUAUCCUGAGACUAAUGAUGCUAUUCCUAUGAUCAGUAAACUGAGAUAUAAUCCAAGAUUUGAUAAAGCUUUCAAACAUGUUUUUGGGAAGACUUUAAUUUGUCGUAGCAUGGAAGUGUCUACCCAGUUGGCCAGAGCUUUCACUAUGGAUUGUAUCACUCUGGAAGGUGAUCAAGUCAGCCACCGUGGGGCUUUGACUGGAGGUUAUUACGACACCAGGAAGUCUCGGCUUGAAUUGCAGAAAGAUGUUAGAAAAGCAGAAGAAGAACUUGGUGAACUUGAAGCAAAACUCAAUGAAAACUUACGCAGAAACAUUGAAAGGAUUAAUAAUGAGAUUGACCAGCUAAUGAACCAAAUGCAGCAAAUUGAAACACAGCAGAGGAAGUUCAAAGCCUCUCGAGACAGUAUUUUGUCAGAGAUGAAAAUGCUGAAGGAGAAAAGGCAGCAGUCUGAAAAGACAUUUAUGCCUAAGCAACGUAGUUUGCAGAGCUUGGAGGCAAGUUUGCAUGCUAUGGAGUCAACUAGAGAAUCAUUAAAAGCAGAACUGGGGACAGAUUUGUUGUCUCAGCUCAGUCUUGAAGAUCAGAAACGUGUGGAUGCUCUUAAUGAUGAAAUUCGACAGCUACAGCAAGAAAACAGACAGCUUUUGAAUGAGAGGAUUAAACUAGAAGGCAUUAUCACAAGAGUUGAAACAUAUCUCAAUGAGAAUCUGAGAAAACGCUUAGACCAAGUGGAACAAGAACUGAACGAGCUUCGAGAAACAGAAGGUGGCACAGUUCUUACUGCCACAACAUCGGAGCUUGAGGCCAUCAACAAACGAGUGAAGGACACGCUGGCACGGUCAGAUGAUCUGGAUAACUCUAUUGAUAAAACAGAAGCAGGAAUUAAAGAACUUCAGAAGAGCAUGGAACGCUGGAAGAACAUGGAAAAGGAGCAUAUGGAUGCCAUUAACCAUGAUACAAAAGAACUUGAGAAAAUGACCAACAGGCAAGGCAUGCUCCUCAAGAAAAAAGAGGAAUGCAUGAAGAAAAUCCGAGAGUUGGGUUCUCUUCCACAGGAGGCUUUUGAAAAGUAUCAGACUUUAAGUUUAAAGCAGUUAUUCCGCAAGCUGGAGCAGUGCAAUACGGAACUGAAGAAAUACAGUCAUGUUAACAAAAAAGCUUUAGAUCAGUUUGUGAAUUUCUCAGAGCAGAAGGAAAAACUGAUAAAAAGACAAGAGGAACUGGACAGGGGCUACAAAUCCAUCAUGGAGCUGAUGAAUGUCCUUGAGCUCAGGAAAUAUGAGGCUAUUCAGCUGACUUUCAAACAGGUGUCAAAAAAUUUCAGUGAAGUAUUCCAGAAGUUAGUGCCUGGUGGCAAGGCCACAUUAGUAAUGAAGAAAGGAGAUGUGGAGGGCAAUCAGUCCCAGGAUGAAGGUGAAGGCAGCACCGAGAGUGAUAGAGGGUCUGGAUCUCAGAGCAGUGUUCCAUCUGUAGAUCAGUUCACUGGAGUUGGCAUAAGGGUAUCCUUCACAGGCAAGCAGGGUGAAAUGAGAGAAAUGCAGCAACUUUCAGGUGGACAGAAAUCUCUAGUGGCCCUGGCCCUCAUAUUUGCCAUCCAGAAAUGUGAUCCAGCUCCAUUUUACUUGUUUGAUGAGAUCGACCAAGCCUUGGAUGCCCAGCACAGAAAGGCUGUCUCAGAUAUGAUUAUGGAACUAGCUGAACAUGCUCAGUUUAUUACAACAACUUUUAGACCUGAACUACUUGAGUCAGCUGACAAGUUCUAUGGUGUAAAAUUCCGAAACAAGGUCAGUCAUAUUGAUGUGAUCACAGCAGAAAUGGCCAAAGACUUUGUAGAAGAUGACACCACACAUGGUUAAAGGAACUUGCACUUAUUGCUUGUUUGGAAGAUGUGUAUAGUGCUGUUUAUGCCAGGGACCUGUACAUUUAAAAUAUGAAUUAUUUAGUCCUUGUUUAAAAUAGUUUUUGAACAUACAUUUUAACCAAGACCCCAGAAGGCUUAGUUUCAAAUGAGCUUGAGUAUCCAUUUUGUCUCUGUUGCUGUAUUUUAUAAGAUAAUUGUUAAUGUUACCUUUAUACAGUACCUGUAGUUCAGAAAUUUUAUUCUCUUCCCUCAGAUCUUUUGUAAAGUGUCUGUCGCUGUUUUAAAGCUUUUCAGAAAGUGCUAGCUAUUUCUUCUUAAGCAUAGUUUUAUCAUUUAUAUUGCCUCACAUGUUUUUUUUAAUGGCUUCAAUUAAAAUGAUUGGUUUUAUUGCUGUAACUUGUAUACAGUAAAAUUCUGGUUUAUAUUGUCUUUCUUAAGAGGGAUCCACUGAGCCGGAGUAAGCAUUAUUUGGUCAUAUUUGAGUGGAAUAUUUCAGAAACACAAGACAGAGCAAUUUUUCCAAGCCACUCUUUGUUCUUUUCCCCCCCUUUUUUUGCACCUUGCCAGUGCCAGCAGAAAACCGCCCCAAAUCUAUCCUUGUCCAAAUUCACAGUGUUCUGGUUAUUGAACUGAAAAAAAUGUAAGUAUCAGAAAAGUCUGAAAAGACCCUAGAACUGUAUCAGAAUAAAUCACAGCCUCCUCUUUUUCCUGGCACAGUGGCCAGUGUAACUGCUCCAUCACACCUUUUCAGCCUGAGAGACCAGCAUAACUUGGGCCAAGUGACAGUCACUAGGCAAAAAGUGAAGUCUUUUGCUGCUGUCUAGACUUUUGGCAAAGGGCUAUUGAAUAAUUUGAUCUGUUCUGGAAUACUUAAAGAUUUACCACAAGCCAUAUAUUUCUUAGAUAGCAAAGCAGUUGUAAAAACAGAAUCAGUAGGUGUUAACAAUAGUACAUUUAUAAAAAUAUCAUAACCUUAAACAGUACUUUAUGUAACUUUAGAUAGUACAAUGAAAAACAAGCACUCUUGUUCCCUCCCCACUGAGAGCUUUGGGAAGUGCAGGAAAGGAGAGCAUGAACUGAUGGCAGGCCUCCUGGGCUCAGGAGUGCAUAUCCUUGCAUCACGAGGCAGGGUGAGAGAACUACUAAAGCUGGUAUGGAGCAACUUCCCCAGGGAGUGAUAAACAUGCAGGGAAAUACUACCUGCAGUAAGUCUUAAGCCAAAAGGAGGAGGAUGUUGUGACAUAACAAAGCUUUCUGUAGUUCUAGGGACUCACUAGCUGCAUAGUAGACCUCUCUUAGUGAAGAGAGGAUAGAGUACAAAACAUGAAACAACCCCAAUGCCCCCAAACUUUUUACCAUGUGAAUAAACUAUAUUUGAGAACCCCGAAGAAUUUGAAAUCUGUCCUCUUCAUACAGAGUUCUGAAUAUGCAUUCAAGGUGGCUGCAGACCAAAGUGAAUUACUCACAGGGGAAACCAGCAAGUUCAAAGUCCAGAGAAGGACCUAAAGAACCCAGCCCAAGGUUCACACCUCAGGUUACUGAUUUCAUGUUGUUUGGUCCAGUGUGUGUAAGGGCGCACUGGAAGUGUCUGUAAUCCAUGACCACCAAAUACAUAACUUGCUCUGGAAGCAGCAGGCUCUGUUCUCAGUUAACUCAGGCUUGCCAGUGCUAGGGUAUCAGCUUGACAGUUGUUAGUUUGAAUUUUGGAAGAGAGAAGCAGUUCACGGGCCAUGGAGCUAAUUACUGUGCCUAUUAAGAAGUGUCUUACUAAAUCCAUCUAAGACUGAUCAUGAAUUUUCUCACAUAUAAUCUCUAAAAUGCAGGUAGAUCAGAGCAAAAGGGGGUUUGUUUUUGUGGUGUUGGGAUUUUUUUUAUACAGUACUCAGCAUAAUAGAGCCUAAAUGUGGCUGAAUAACUUGAGCAAUCUCAGCUGUAUUAGGAAUUCUCCUCUGGGUUGGGUGUAGCAUUAAGUUGGUUA
Messenger RNA from Corapipo altera (White-ruffed manakin), 5754 nucleotides. It is a transcript of the gene SMC3, whose product is annotated as structural maintenance of chromosomes 3. The transcript has 29 exons. Gene Ontology annotation, biological process: mitotic sister chromatid cohesion. Gene Ontology annotation, molecular function: cohesin loader activity; ATP hydrolysis activity; double-stranded DNA binding. The coding region runs from base 118 to 3771 and encodes 1217 amino acids. Gene Ontology annotation, cellular component: chromosome. NCBI's taxonomy places the organism in Eukaryota, Metazoa, Chordata, Aves, Passeriformes, Pipridae. The record is from RefSeq and is a predicted model, not a curated record.